Molecule: messenger RNA, 378 nt
Organism: Necator americanus (New World hookworm)
Lineage: Eukaryota; Metazoa; Nematoda; Chromadorea; Rhabditida; Ancylostomatidae
Exons: 4
Coding region: 1-378 (125 amino acids)
Biological process (GO): intracellular protein transport
Cellular component (GO): membrane
Molecular function (GO): SNAP receptor activity
Source: RefSeq, a predicted model, not a curated record
AUGGCGGCAAGUUCAUCGACACGAUAUACACGCUUGCGGACAAAUGAAGAAGAUGAACCCAGCGGCAGUGCUUUUGAAGAGAUUAUUAUGAAACAAGAGCAAAUUAUACGAGAUCAAGAUGAGGACCUCGUACUUGUAGGAAAGUCGGUAAAUACACUAAAGCAUAUGAGUUACAAAAUCGGUGAUGAACUCGAUCAACAGGCAGUCAUGCUGGAUGACUUAGGCCAAGAAAUGGACACAGUUGACGCCAAACUUGAUAGUGUAAUGAAGAAAAUCGCCAAGUUAACACAUAUGGAUGACGAUAAACGACAAUGCAAGAUGAUAAUGAUACUCAGCGUUGUGAUAUUUUUUCUGUUAAUUGUUUUAAUUCUUUUUUAA